Messenger RNA from Suillus bovinus, 896 nucleotides. RefSeq lists its product as uncharacterized. The transcript is spliced from 6 exons. The record is from RefSeq and is a predicted model, not a curated record. NCBI's taxonomy places the organism in Eukaryota, Fungi, Basidiomycota, Agaricomycetes, Boletales, Suillaceae. The coding region runs from base 154 to 684 and encodes 176 amino acids.
GCGCCAACCACUCACUCAUCAUGGCUCGCAAACUGGACUGGGAUGGCGCCCUUCAAAAUUCGGUCAAGUCCCUCAGCAUAAAGCCCUCGUUGAUAGGAUACAUCACGAAAGGUAUGGCCCUCUGCGGAAAAACAGCAUGUCCGCGACGCCACGAUGGCCUUUGACUUCGCAUUCACGUUUGCGAACGGAAAUUUGAAGACUACUCUUCUGCUUUUCUUGAUCAAGGCUAUCGCAUUGUUUAAUACAAAUGAACGUGAAGAAGCAAUAAUGCGCGUCAAAGAGCUAGCUGCUGGUCCCAGUGUAGAUCAAGUUGCCUGUCUUGUCGUUGUGGCGUAUCUCCAAGUCCAAGUGGGAACCAUCGCCUUGAAUAACAAGUUUUACAGCGAAGCUGUUGAAACUCUCACUGCCGCUGUGAGGGCCAGUGAUUUUUUUGCCAAACUGCCAAUCCAUACCAUGUAUGAGGAAUUUACUGUGCUCUUCGGGUGGGACCUCAAGUCGUUGUGGCAAUCCGCCAAUAGGCAAUUGUGCAUGGUACUCCUUCGGACAGGUAAAUAUGGACAAGGUCUCGAAUUGUACCGAUUCAUGAUGGAAGCAAGCGAUGAAGCUACAAAGGCUAGUACACGUGCUUGGUUCGAUGCAUAUGACGCAGCAUCUCCCGCGUCCUACCUACUACUAGAUCGUUGAUUAGGCACCAUGCACGAUACAGAUCUAAAUAUAGCUCAACCUACAUGUACUUGGGGAUCAUCUUUCCCCUAUUGAUGUCGAUCGUACGCAUUAUGCUAAUGUCUGUCCAAUUCGGUGUUGGCGUUCAAGGUGACGGUUUUCCACCAUGUUACGGUGCUCACCCACCUUUCAUUAGCCUUGAAGUAAAAUGUAGGGCGAUAUAUUUUGCCAAC